AUGUCUGAUAUCGUGGAGUCCAUAAAGAGCGUCCUUGAUGGACCAAUAGACUACAAGUCUCAAAAAUUCACAGAACAAUUGAGUUACAAGGUGUUGAUAGUGGGUGCUGUUAUUUCAAGUUUGGCUGGUUUUGCUGUUCAAGAUAUCAGAACGCUAUUAGCGUUUUCAGCUAUAACGGUUCUAAUAACAUUGGCCAUUGUGGUGCCUCCAUAUCCUGGUUACAAUAAUCAAAAGAUCGAAUGGUAUACUCCAACGAUUGUUAAUUAG
Messenger RNA from Hansenula anomala, 267 nucleotides. RefSeq names its product signal peptidase complex subunit SPC1 (gene SPC1). Gene Ontology annotation, biological process: protein targeting to ER. The record is from RefSeq and is a predicted model, not a curated record. Gene Ontology annotation, cellular component: signal peptidase complex; endoplasmic reticulum membrane. NCBI's taxonomy places the organism in Eukaryota, Fungi, Ascomycota, Saccharomycetes, Phaffomycetales, Wickerhamomycetaceae. The coding region runs from base 1 to 267 and encodes 88 amino acids. The transcript has a single exon.